UUUUAAUUAGAGCAAGAACGAUAGCAGAAUGUGGAAAAUUUUGUUCUUGUUUACGGUCUGUUACAACGGAUUUACAAACGCAUGCCCGAAUGAAUGCGUAUGUCGCGGCAAAACAGUUACUUGUACUGGCCGAAGUCUUACCUACAUACCACGUAACAUACCCCAAGUCACAGAAAGACUGGAGCUACAUAGAAACAACAUAACUCAAAUUACAAGAAAUGAUUUAUCGGGACUUACCCAUCUUCGAAAACUGUAUCUGCAACAGAAUAAAAUCACAACAAUUGACGAUCACGCUUUUCAAGGAUUGAGCUCUCUCAGGACUCUACAACUCGACCAGAAUAUGAUCAACUGCAUCCAAGACCAAACGUUUCGACCACUUCGUAGUCUGGAGGUUCUAACAUUAAAUAACAACAACUUAUCACACGUGUCACCGUUGGUGCUUCGAGGAAAGAUGCCUCAUUUGCGAACUCUCCGACUCCACACUAAUCCAAUCAGAUGCAAUUGCCACAUGGCCUGGCUCGCUGAUUGGCUGUCCGAUCGUCCAACAAUGGCCGUAUUCACCCAAUGCGCUGAACCAAUCAGCUUAAGAGGUUUGAACCUUGCCUCAGCUGAUAGAAGCGAAUUCCUUUGCAACGAAAUCACAGCACAACGCGCACCAACUUGCGAAAUAUCGUCUUGUCCCUCAGCCUGUAUUUGCAGCAAUGGUAUUGCAGAUUGCAGGGAUCGUGGACUUACUGCGCUACCAGCUUCUUUCCCAUUAGAUACAACUGAAUUGCGAUUGGAGCAAAAUCGAAUCCAACUCAUCCCAAGUUUUGCAUUCGCUUCAUACCCACAACUACGCAGAAUUGAUAUCAGCAAUAAUGAGAUUCGAGAAAUUGAAAGAGACGCUUUUGAUGGCCUUACACAACUCACAUCACUGGUUAUUUACGGGAAUCGAAUUUCAUCACUUCCUGCUGGAAUAUUCAGAGAUCUACGGAACUUACAAAUGCUGUUGCUUAAUGCGAAUAAAUUAACAUGCCUAAGAAGAGAUGUCUUCAACGGCCUACGCUCUCUCACAUUGCUGUCAUUAUACGACAACAAACUACAAUCAAUAUCAAGAGGAACUUUCUCCAACCUGAAAUCCAUAGAAACAAUGCACCUUGCACAAAAUCCGUUUAUAUGUGAUUGCCACUUGCGUUGGUUGGUUAGUUAUGUGAAGAAAUAUAAAGUAGAAACAUCUGGUGCACGAUGUGCUGGCCCUCGUAGGAUGGCAAACAAAAGAAUAUCAGUGGCAAAGACAAGAAGAAUGAGAUGUACUGAUUCAAGCAGCUUAACUGGCCCAGCAGCAGAGUGUAUACCUGAAGCAGAGUGUCCAAGUCAAUGCAGAUGUGAAGGUUCAGUUGUAGAUUGUUCAAGACAAGGCCUCGUUACAAUACCUGAUAAUAUUCCACCUUAUGCAUCGGAAUUGAUCUUGAGUCACAACAGAAUAGAAAUGAUCACAAGUGUUGGUUACUUUAAAAAGUUGCGAAACUUAAAGAAAAUUGAUCUUUCCAACAAUCAGCUCGCUGCAAUCGAAGACGGUUCGUUCUCAGGAGCUGAAAGUGUUCUGGAACUUUGGUUGAAUGACAACGUGUUAUCUGAUCUAAGAGGAUCCAUGUUUAGUGGAUUACAUAACCUAAGAACUCUUUUGAUUCGCAACAACCAUCUUUCUUGUAUUGGAAACCACACAUUCGCUGGUUUAUCCACUGUACGCCAUCUUGCCCUCUACUCCAAUCAAAUCACUACGAUUCUCAGUGGAGCAUUCAGCACUAUGACAUCACUAAGCACAUUAAAUCUUCUAUCAAACCCACUUGACUGCAAUUGCCACCUUUCGUGGUUGUCCACUUGGUUGCGCCAGAGCCACGUAGCUUCGGGGAAUCCCCGGUGUGCAGAACCUCGUUUCUUGAGGGAGUUCCCCGUAGCUGAUAUCAACCCUCGUGAUUUCCGAUGUAGCACGGAUCAUGAGGCGCGAGCUGCACCUACUUGCUUGCCUGUGCAGAAGUGCCCAGAGCAAUGCACAUGUGAAGGUACCAUAGUCCGAUGCGCAAAUGCUGGUUUAACAUCGGUGCCUGUUGAUGAUAUACCACAUGAUGUUACUGAGUUGUAUCUGGAGAUGAAUGAUAUUCGUGAAAUACCAGUGGCUAUCAAGAAGUUUAUAUACCUCACUACUUUAGACCUCAGCAACAACGAGUUAGCGAGUGUCAGUGACUGGAUGUUUUCCAACCUAACCCGGUUGUCCACGUUGUUACUCGCAUACAACAGACUACGAUGCAUUCCUCCUAAAGCAUUUGCUGGACUACGAUCACUACGUAUACUUUCACUUCAUAGCAACGAACUUUCAAGUUUACCUGAAGGAGCUUUUAAUGAUUUGACUUCGUUGUCGCAUGUUGGAUUCGGGGCCAACCCUUGGUACUGUGACUGCAACCUACGUUGGUUUAGUCAGUGGGUGAAAUCUGACUUCUUUGAGGCUGGAAUUGCUAGAUGUUCUGCUCCACCAAGAAUGGCGGGUCGUCUUUUGCUCUCGUCAUCACUGGAAACAUUCGUGUGUCGAGAUCCGUUACAAAAGUGCCUCCGACGUUAUAGACGAGGAAGAGGACCUCUGGACAUUGCAAUUGCUGUGAAAUGCAACCCAUGCCUAUCAUCUCCAUGCCAACAUAACUCUACAUGCAGCCACCAUCCAACUGAGUACUAUCAAUGCACUUGCCAGUCAGGAUUCAAAGGCAGACAUUGUGAGAUGCCAAUAGACCCAUGUAUAUUGGAACCUUGUAAUAAUGGUGGAAGAUGCAUUGCUAGAGAUGAAGCAGUUUAUACUUGUGAAUGUCCGGUUGGGUUUAGUGGGGACCGAUGUGAAGUAAAUGUUGACGACUGUACUCCUACCUCGUGCCCAGUGUCGAACGCCACAUGCGUGGACGGUGUGAAUGAAUUCACUUGUAAAUGCCCAGUUGGAUGGAUGGGAAACCACUGUAGUGAACAAAUUCCUGAUCCAUGUACAUUAGAACAACCAUGUCAAAACGGUGGAUCUUGCGUUCUUGUGCAAGAAAUUGAUUCUAUUUCUUACAGAUGCGAUUGUGACACGGGAUACAGAGGGGUUAACUGCACAGAUAGGUUUGAUCCGUGUCGUGACCAUAAGUGUGAGAAUGCUGGUAUCUGCGAAAGGAAUCCACAAUCUGCUAUUGGAUAUCAAUGUAACUGUCAAGGAGAAUACAGAGGUCAAUAUUGUACUUUCCCCAUGAACUCUGUUGACGUCCUUCAAGAUGAUCCAUGUUCUGAUAAUGAUUGUCAACAUGGUUCAUUAUGUUAUGUUGAGCAAGGGAGAGGAUAUUCGUGUGUUUGUCUGCCUGGGUAUACUGGGGAUAAAUGUGAAAAACUUGUAAGUGUGAGUUUCCACCGUAAUGGAAGUUUCAUUAAGAUCCCACAGCCUGGUUUAUUGGACACCAAUUUUACGCUCACUGUUUCGACAACUCAGCCAAAUGGUGUGUUAUUAUAUGACGGGGCUGGUGGAACAUCUCGGGAACAUCUUGCUAUCGAGUUCUUUACCGGGCAUGUCAGGGUUAGUUUCGAUUUAGGAAGUUCCCCCGGUUCAACUAUCUACAGUAGAGUUCCCAUUAAUGAUGGCGAAGCACACAAGGUUGAACUUUUAAUCCGUGACCACAUGGUGUCACUAAAGGUUGACAGCGGUGAAGCAAUUGUUGAACGUAUGACAUCAUCAAUGACAUCAUCAAGUGAGGUCAUUGGAGCAGGGCAGUUUUCUCCACUUUUUAUUGGUGGAAUUCAAACCGAUCUCCUUCAAUCAGCACGAAGGUUGUGGCACAUCAGGAAUACUAACAGUUUUAAAGGUUGCAUCCAUACCUUCUACAUCAACCAAACCCAACUCAUGUUCAACGACCUCAUACCUCAUGAUGACAUCACCAAUGACAUCAGACCUGGUUGUCGUGGUAACGAGGCCGUGCACUCUUGCUCCCUCGAGCGACCAUGUUUAAACGGACAUUGUAUCUUCGAUCAAUCUACGGGACCUGUAUGUAGAUGUGAUGAAGGAUUCACAGGCGACAGAUGCACAGAUAGAGUGACACCAUGUACAUCAAAUGCUUGCCAACAUGGAACAUGUCGUGUGGAUGGAGACAGUUAUACCUGCCAAUGUGAAAAAGGUUUCAGUGGGCGACAUUGUGAUACGUUGGAUUAUUGCGCUGGUGUUGAUUGUAGAAGGGGAAGAUGUGUUUCCACUGAUAUUGGUUAUCAGUGUGUGUGUAAGAAGCGUUAUACUGGAAGACAUUGUCAGACAAGGAUACGUCCAUGUCCAGGAACUCGAAUCAAGCAAUAUUAUCAAGUCAGCAAAGUGAGUAAGAAGUCACGAGCUGUUGGUGGAACAACCAUCUGUAGAAGUAGGAGAAGGUUUACGAACAUGGUUUGCUCUGGUAGUUGCCCCGCUAAUCAUCGCAGACAAACCAAACGUGUUUCAGUAUUUGGUCAAGCAGAUGCUGCGUCUACAUCAUGCUGUAGGCCCAUGCGUGUGCAGAAUAAGAGUAUACGAAUGAAGUGUAGGGAUGGCACAGUAAUGACUCAUGUUCUAAAGAAGGUUAAGAAAUGUGGAUGUCAGUCUUGUUCUUGAAGCGUAUGUUGCAACCUUCUUAUCAAAGGUGUUUCAUGGAACAGUUAGGAGGCCAAGCUGUGGGUGGUCCCAGUGAAGUGUCAUCAGUGCCUCAAAUAUACUUUGUAAAAUAGAAUAAAAGCAAGAAAUGAGCAGCAUAUUUUAAUAGCUCUGCCUUUCAUAAAGUAUUUUCAAUUAUUUGUAAUUUUUAAAUAAAAUUCAGUUUACUUUAAAUAAGACUAGUUCUACAAAGAACACUUUUAACCCCCUGUCAACUUGUUUAUGAAUGUUUUCCGUUACUUCUUAUGCAACCAGUUAUUGCAGUGUAUAUUUUCUCAAUGCGUUUGUGUUAUUAUUUGUUUGUGUCCUUGUAUUUUUUUAAACCUGGCGGUCUAAAAUGGAUUUAUAUUCCAUGACAAUAACGUUUUGUUAUAACUUUAUGAAAUAUGUUGUAUAUAAACCCGCACUGCUGAAUUUUGUUGCGUUGUUAAGAUAAACGUUAAAUAUAUGUGCCAUAAAUGA
Molecule: messenger RNA, 5125 nt
Organism: Ciona intestinalis (vase tunicate)
Lineage: Eukaryota; Metazoa; Chordata; Ascidiacea; Phlebobranchia; Cionidae
Source: RefSeq, a predicted model, not a curated record